GGGUGGAGGUGAGGGGGGGGGGAGGGAAGGGACAGGGAGCUUAGAUACCAGAACUGGGCUGUAAGCCUGUUGGCACCAAGACCAAUGAGGACUUCACAGGCAAAAGGGGAGUCUAGUUGGACCCUGCAGUGCCCUAUUUCUAAUACACUCCAAAAUGCCUCUCCUGGCUGGGGGCUGGGAUGAGAAAACUAAUUGCCAUCUCCCCCAAGACCUAUAAGAGAACCCCCAAGGUUCUCAAAGCCCUGGAGCCAUAUCUCUGCUAAAAGUAUCCUUUCUUCUCCCUUCUACAGUUCUUUAUUACCUUCUAUUUGUCGGUAAUAAGGCUUCUAUCGCCCUCCUGCCCUUGAAGGCCAGCUGCUUUCAAUUCUUCACACUUUUCCUUUCAUUCUUCUCCAAUAUUUUCUCUAAACCAAUUCUGUACCCUAACCUCCAAGACAAUGUCCCUAUCUACCCAAUCCUUUCUUCCUCUCCCCCCCCCACUCAAACACCCCUUUUAUAUCCCAGAAGUGACAUCUUUCUAGGGCUUGAGAAUGCUUGCUAACCAAAGAAAGAAGUGUCACACUGGGUAGACCUCUGGAUAGCUCUCAUCUGCUCCCACUUACACUACUUACCACCUCUCAUUUCCUCCUCAAUUGUGAAUUGAUUUGCUCUUGUACCUAUCUUCUUUAAUUCUUUCUAAAGGAAAUGCUAGGGAAAGUCUGUGGAGGCAGGUGUCUUGAGAUGAUCUGGGUGUUUUUCUACCUCCCCUCCCCAAAAAAGAAAGCACCUGUAUGCUUUUCCCUGUCUCCAAGGCUGGCAAGGGUCCACAGAGUUGCUGGCCCAGGCAGGACUGGGGCAGCUGGGCUAGGAGGAACCCCUCCUUCCCAUUGGUCUGACACCCAGCCAAAGAGAAACUGAUCCUCUGGUGGGGGCAGGGAGCCAGAGAGCUGGGGCCCAGAAUAGUCUGCCACGGCUUUAGUCAGCACGACACUGGCCGGAUGCAGCCUGAGCAGGAACACACCCUACAUUGGACCUUGUCUUGAAACAACCAUGUGGGACAUGGUGGAACCACCAGAAGUGAGUUACUCGGGGGACAGCCCUUCAAGGCCACUGCCUUGCAUGACUACCAGCCCAGAUAAGAGAUGUGAAAAACGGGAAAUUAAGGCCUCCAGGUGGACAAGGCAAGAAGCUGUGGAAGAGGGAGACCCCCCUAUCCUGGAAGAAGGAGAUAGCCCACAGGCAGGUGUUCUGGCAAGGCCCCACUCUGGGUCUACCUCCUCAGAAGAUAUAUCCCAAAGCCAAGUUGCUACAUUCCCAGGAUCCGAUUCCAUUAGCUGGGGGCUAGAAGCCAUAGACUUGGACUCCACAGCCAUGUGUCCAGAGUUCACAUCUAUACCAACAGGGGCUACAUCCCUGGAGCCAGACACUUUAUCAGUGAGUCAGGAAAGGGAGAUUCCGGAGAGAGCGACCCGAAGUCCAUCACCACUGAUUCUCCUGCCCAAACUGGGCUGGGAUGGAGAGCUGCUCCACCCAGGAGCUCAAAUCUACAUGCACUUCAUGCAGGAGCACAGCUGCUAUGAUGCCAUGGCUACCAGCUCAAAGCUGGUCAUCUUUGAUACCAUGCUAGAGAUCAAGAAGGCUUUCUUUGCUCUUGUGGCCAAUGGGGUAAGGGCAGCCCCUUUGUGGGACAACCAGAAGCAGAGCUUUGUGGGCAUGCUGACUAUCACAGACUUCAUCCUAGUACUCCAUCGUUACUACAGAUCACCUUUGGUUCAGAUCUAUGAAAUUGAGGAACAUACAAUUCAAACCUGGAGGGAGAUUUACCUUCAAGGCUCUUUCAAGCCAUUGGUUUCCAUCUCUCCCAAUGACAGCCUGUUUGAGGCUGUUUAUUCCCUGAUCAAGAACCGGAUUCACCGCCUGCCAGUUCUAGAUCCUGCCUCUGGCAACGUGCUUCACAUCCUCACCCACAAGAGGCUGCUCAAGUUCCUGCAUAUCUUUGGUGCACUGCUUCCCAAGCCACAGUUUCUUUCCCGAUCUAUCCAAGACUUGGGCAUUGGCACAUUCCGAGACUUGGCCGUGGUGCUGGACACAGCCCCCAUCCUGUCUGCACUGGACAUUUUUGUAGACCGCCGAGUGUCUGCGCUACCUGUGGUCAAUGAGUCCGGACAGGUUGUGGGCCUCUAUUCCCGAUUUGAUGUCAUACAUUUGGCUGCCCAGAAGACCUACAACCAUCUGGACAUGAGUGUUGGUGAAGCACUGAGACAGCGGUCCCUCUGUCUGGAGGGGAUCAUUUCCUGCCAGCCUCACGAAAGCCUGGGUGAUGUCAUUGACCGAAUCGCCCGAGAGCAGGUUCACCGGCUGGUGAUGGUGGAUGAAUCACAGCACUUGUUAGGUGUCAUUUCCCUGUCUGACAUCCUCCAAGCCCUGGUGUUCAGCCCUGCUGGCAUUGAUGCACUUGGUGCCUGAGAAUCCCAGUGUCUUUGUGUCCUAUGCAGCACUCCAAAUCCCAACCCCUCCCCCAAAAAAACCUGAUGGAAGAAGGAGGGGAGCUCAGUCCUUUCACUCACUCAUUCUCAGCUAAAUCCUCUCCUGCUCAGGCUCUGCAUCUUCAUCCCCAGUUCCACUUCCCUAAUACAAACAAAGCUCUAUUCCCAUAAACCUUUGAGAAAGGCUGAUGCUUCACGGGAUGGCGGAGGUCAGAAUGAGAGAGCUCCCUGACUUUCAGGCCCUAGGACCAUUGGAGGAUAUUCUUAGUCCCCUGCAUGCCCCACAUUCUUAAUCCCCUUCUUUCCAUCUGCAACAGCUUCUAAGGUAGGGCUGACUAUGGGCUUUGAGAACCUAUAUCCUAUAGUCUUGGGACAAGAGACAGGGACCCAAAUCCUUCGGUUUCUGGGCUGGUUCUUAGUCUUUCACUUUCACACUUUCCCCAGCGUUUUCUCAUCACUUUUCCCAUCCUCCCCUUAAUUCUUCCCCUUCCACUUUGGCAUUGCAGGAGUUGGGUAUCAAUAUGGAGUCAUAGUUGUGGAGUCCCAGACCUCUCUCUGGCUGUUCACCUAACCUGGCUAGAACCAGGGAAAGAUCUAGAAUGCUGAUAACUGGGUCUGUGUCUUGCCUCAAUCAUCAAUUUGUGGUAGGACUCUGGCCCAAUCCCUGUUCCAAUUUGGUCCUGCUAUUACUUCUCAGGAACAAGAGAAGGGCCUGAACUAUUCCCAUGCCCUGGCACUCUUAGGCUAAAAGACUUGGGAAAAAGAGUUAGGGCUGUGCAAGUUCUGAAGAUUCUCCAGUCAAAGUCCAAGAAAGCCCCAAGUCUUUUUUGUGUUGGGAUCGACUUUGAUGUAGGAGUCUGUCAUGAGAACUGAAUUAUUAGACAUUGUUAUUUUUGGACUGUAUCCCUUCUCUGAGCAGCAGGAUAAAUGAAUAAAAGGAUCCUUUUAAGGCAUUGGCUUAAAUGGACAUUUGGCAGGAAGAUAGUAUGAUUUUUACAUAUGCCUUUCCUGUUCCUUCCCUGAACAUCUCUGGAGACCUAGAAAUUCAGCUUUAUGGACUUUUCUAUGGGAGUCCCAUUUACUCCUCUUGCCAAAAGCCUCCUAUUCAUUUCCAUCCUCAUUUCCUGGAACUGUGCUGAAUACUCUCUCUCUACUCCAGCUCUCUUCCUUCUCUGGGUUCUACCACCAAAUAUAAACUUAAGAGGAGAGGAUGGCUUAACCCAUGUGGAAAAGUGACUUCCUCCACAAAGUUAAAAAUAAAAAAAAUUUUUUAAAAAGA
Antechinus flavipes (yellow-footed antechinus) is the source of this 3744-nucleotide messenger RNA. RefSeq names its product protein kinase AMP-activated non-catalytic subunit gamma 3 (gene PRKAG3). The transcript is spliced from 14 exons. Bases 1030 to 2445 code for a protein of 471 amino acids. The record is from RefSeq and is a predicted model, not a curated record. NCBI's taxonomy places the organism in Eukaryota, Metazoa, Chordata, Mammalia, Dasyuromorphia, Dasyuridae.